This is a messenger RNA of Cannabis sativa, 912 nucleotides long. RefSeq lists its product as uncharacterized. Gene Ontology annotation, biological process: tetrapyrrole biosynthetic process. The record is from RefSeq and is a predicted model, not a curated record. The transcript has a single exon. The coding region runs from base 1 to 912 and encodes 303 amino acids. Gene Ontology annotation, molecular function: uroporphyrinogen-III synthase activity. Lineage: Eukaryota; Viridiplantae; Streptophyta; Magnoliopsida; Rosales; Cannabaceae.
AUGAGGUCCAUGUCCGCCACUUGUAUUGGGCCGAAACCGAAAGCCCCAAUUACCUUCACCACCGCCAAUCCCACGGUGGCCUUCACCACGCCGCCUAACUACGCCGGCAGACUAUCUCACCUCCUCGCCCUCCAAGGCUUCGAUCCCCUGUGGUGCCCCACACUCCUCGUACAGUACACCCCCAACACCAUCUCCGCACUCAAACCCUAUCUCUCCCCCAUAUCACUCGACUCUCUCUCCGCCGUCGCUUUCACCUCCCGCGCUGGAAUCUCCGCCUUCUCGGAAGCUAUCGCCGCCCUCGACCAACCUCCUCUAUCUCCUGCCGGCGAAGAUUUCAUCAUCGCCGCCCUCGGUAAGGACUCAGAGCUCAUCAACAACGAAUUCGUUGCUAAGCUAUGCGAAAACGGCGGUCGAGUUAAGGUUCUGGUUCCUCCGAUCGCGACGCCGAGAAGCCUAGUGACUUCCCUUGGGGAAGGCCGUAACCGAAGAGUUCUCUGUCCGGUUCCAGUGGUUGUGGAUCUUGAGGAACCUCCGGUGGUGCCAGACUUCCUCCGGGAUCUCGAGUCGGCCGGGUGGGUCCCGGUUCGGGUCGGAGCGUACGAGACGCGGUGGGCGGGUGGGCAGUGCGCGAAGGUAGUGGCGGAGAGGAUCGAGAAGGGAGAAAUGGAGGCAAUUGUGUUUACGAGCACGGCGGAGGUCGAGGGUUUAUUGAAGAGCUUGGAGGAGUUUGGUUUGGACUGGAGAGAAGUAAAGAGGAAAUGUCCGACAUUGGUGGCGGCGGCUCACGGACCUGUCACGGCGGCCGGCGCCAAGAGGCUUGGUGUUGACAUUGACUUGAUUGGUGCUAAGUUUGAGAGCUUUGAUGGUGUUGUUAAAGCUCUUCGCUUGAGAUUGCUUGGUUCAGCCCAUUAA